UGUUUUUCUAGGAGAAAUUAUUUUGGGUUGUUGCAGAGGAAGAGAUGCGGGCUGGGAAACUGGUCGGAUGUGUCGGGUGCUCGUUUGCUCGACGAGCCUCCCAUUGGAUACCUAGACGACAUUACAAGGUGGAGAAGUUUAAUUUUGAAACUAUGGAUCCACUUCCACUGCCGUACAAAAAGCAUCCGAACGACGAACUACUUGAGCGAACCGAGGGAUACAUAGCCAAAUUCUUUCCUCCGGGAAAGCCGUACAAAAAGCAUCCGAACGACGAACUACUUGAGCGAACCGAGGGAUACAUAGCCAAAUUCUUUCCUCCGGGAAAGUUCGUGAGCAUAGAAACUUUAAAUAAGUACCAGUCAAGUUGGGACGUGUCUGUCGGUGGAUUCAGGAGGUGGUAUGCUCGGAGAGAGUACCAGAUGUUGCUUGAAGAUCAGCAGUUUAUUGAGCAGAGACACAGUGCUCUCGGCUACGAUCUGGCCUCAGCCCAUUUCCUUCUCCAUCGUUUCGGAUCUGUCAAAUUCGUAGGGAAAGAUUGGCUAGUCGCCGGCGAAAAUGCGGAUUUGCCGGAAGACUUCGACCGACAUUUCAGAGUAGAAGCGAUUGAUAUAUCCGGCACGCAAAUAACCUACGAAGGCUUAGAAAACUUGAUGCAAUUGCGGCAUUUGAGAUGGCUGAAUUUGAGUGAUUGUCCUCACGUGGACGAUUUUUGCAUGGAUCAGAUAACAGCGGAAUACGAGGAGUCCUUGGAAUACCUGGAUAUAAGCGGUUGCAAAAGUAUUAGCGAGCGAGGAGUCGCUGCCGUUGUGAAGUUAAAAAAUUUGAAGAUGCUCAAAAUGGAUCGGUUGCCGAAAUGCCAAAAUCUAAAUCUUCUUUGCCUGAUGCUGGAAGACGUGAACCCGAAUUUGAAAAUAGAGGCUGGGGUAAAUUACAUGGACCCUGUUUUAUUGGAGGAGCAGAAAGUCGAGUACAAAUUCCUGGAUCCUCCUCCUCCUGAAUUACCGUUCUUAUGGCUGAAUUUGAGUGAUUGUCCUCACGUGGACGAUUUUUGCAUGGAUCAGAUAACAGCGGAAUACGAGGAGUCCUUGGAAUACCUGGAUAUAAGCGGUUGCAAAAGUAUUAGCGAUCGAGGAGUCGCUGCCGUUGUGAAGUUAAAAAAUUUGAAGAUGCUCAAAAUGGAUCGGUUGCCGAAAUGCCAAAAUCUAAAUCUUCUUUGCCUGAUGCUGGAAGACGUGAACCCGAAUUUGAAAAUAGAGGCUGGGGUAAAUUACAUGGACCCUGUUUUAUUGGAGGAGCAGAAAGUCGAGUACAAAUUCCUGGAUCCUCCUCCUCCUGAAUUACCGUUCUUACCGAAUUUGAAAAUAGAGGCUGGGGUAAAUUACAUGGACCCUGUUUUAUUGGAGGAGCAGAAAGUCGAGUACAAAUUCCUGGAUCCUCCUCCUCCUGAAUUACCGUUCUUGUCAAUCCACGAGAUGAACCUCGACCCGGAGCGGCUGAUAAUGCACAAGAUCGAUUUCCAUUACGAAAUUGAGCCCCGACUGUCUGCGCAUCUGAUGCUGGGGGACUGGGUCCCACCGGGCUACGAGAACUACGUUCCGCCGCCUAAUUUGCGUCGAAUCCUGGCUGUGCGAAACGGAAAUGGCAGUAUCCAGAUGCUUGGGAAAAUGGAAGACCUGGUGCAGAUCGGAUGCGGAAAUGAUGAGGGAAAAAGGCAAGCAAUUAGUUCUACGAGUGUGAUACAAGAGGAGGAAAUUAGCGAAGCUGCGACGAAGGAUGAUUCGUCUGAAUUGCGGGAGAAGAGAAGAAUUAGUGCCGAAAGCUGAGAUACUGGAUAGA
Notodromas monacha is the source of this 1836-nucleotide messenger RNA. NCBI's taxonomy places the organism in Eukaryota, Metazoa, Arthropoda, Ostracoda, Podocopida, Cyprididae. The record is from the annotation of a GenBank genome assembly.